AUGGGAUGGUGGAGAAGAAGGGUCUUGUGGGCCUGGCUGCUUUUGGCCACAGCAGGAGCAGAAUACCCGAAUUCCAGGCAAGAUGAGACCUGCCUGGCGCAGAUGGCAACAGGCAGGCGCCUGAGGGGGAACCCAAUACGUUUCGUGUCGCUCAUCGGCACGGAAGGUUCCGGGCAUCAUCUUCUGACUCCGGUCAUCCGCAAGAUCAUGGCUGCAGCUCUGGCACCUGGGCAGGAUGACAUCGGUACCGACCAUGACAUCCACUACGGGUUCACCGGAGCUGGAGAGCUGUUUCACGCCUUCAAGGGCAACAACCUGCCGGCCUUUCAGGAUGCCCUUCGCCAGCAAGCGCGCGGAUCUUUGGUUCAGCAGGAGUACAGUUUUCCCACGGGCGAUCUCCGAUCGGUGGACCACAAAAUCUACAAUCUGACCGACCUUUAUCAGAUGUUGGAGACGUCGGGCGAGAGCCACCUCACGGAGCUUGAGAAGAUGCAGGUGCCCGUGCUGCGGAUUGGCAUGGACCUCAUGCACGCGAACUGCCACAAGUUCGUCGUCGAGGUUCUGCGCUUCCUCGGCCGGGCGCAGUUGCUGCCGUCCGGCUCGCCUUACGAGAAGGAGGACAGCGACGAGACACAAGACCUGACCGAUGCGGCCUGCGCAGUUGGGGAUGAGGUCGAGGCAAGCCGAGACCAAGCUGGCGACAUCCAGGCCGUUCAAACGGAUCCGGAAGAGCAUGUCAGCGACACAGACGGAGAUGACGACGACGACGAUGACGAUGACGACCGUUGA
Messenger RNA from Symbiodinium natans, 789 nucleotides. NCBI's taxonomy places the organism in Eukaryota, Dinophyceae, Suessiales, Symbiodiniaceae. The record is from the annotation of a GenBank genome assembly.